Plectropomus leopardus (leopard coralgrouper) is the source of this 933-nucleotide messenger RNA. NCBI's taxonomy places the organism in Eukaryota, Metazoa, Chordata, Actinopteri, Perciformes, Serranidae. The record is from RefSeq and is a predicted model, not a curated record.
CCGCAGACUUCCGAUGCCCGUCACUCUCAACAUGGGAGCGAGGAUGCCCGCGUGGUUCGACCUCAUGGGUCUCUCCCUACACAGCCAGGAGGAUGAAGUAGGAAUCAAGAAGGCAGCAGACAACAUCAAGGCCAUAAUUGACCAUGAGGUCAAAAAUGGGAUUCCCCCGAAUCGCAUAAUGCUCGGUGGCUUCUCUCAGGGUGGGGCCUUGUCCUUGUAUACCGCCCUGACCUGCGAGCAUCAGCUGGCCGGCGUUGUGGCCCUCAGCUGCUGGCUACCACUUCACCAGACCUUCCCAUCGGUAUAGUCACAGUCUUACUGGGGAGAAGUUAAAAUGGUCUUUCUGCCUCUUAAAUGUAAUACUUGUUCAAAUGUUACUAGCCAGUGUCCAAAAUAAGGACCCGUCCAGCAAAAUCUCUGAUCCACCGCACUGCACAGUGUGACAGCGUAAACAAACUAACGGGGCUAACAUCAGGUCGUAAAUGUGCAACAACAUUUUUUUCUGUCACUAGAUAUCGCACAAAAGCCAGAGACUGUGUCGUAUUAAGUUGCUGUGAGUUUCAAAUUUAAUAAUGAUAGUAAUACAUUGGAUUUAUAUAGCGCCUUUCACAAACUCACGGUCGUUUUACAAAAAAACAUGUUUUUUACCACCACUGAGCAGAAGGUGCCUCCUCUGUGCGCUGCCUGCAUGUCUGCAGCGCCAAAGAGUGCAUGAAAGUCAAGUGCACUCACUCUGCAGCAAAUCUGGGGAUGAAAACAUCGGAGCUGGUAGAGCCCGUCGGUGAGAGAAAUCAGGCUGAUUUGCAGUUCAGUUCAGUGCACGAUAACAGAAACGGAAGUUCAUAGCAUCUCUCCGAUUUGCUGAAAGUGCGAAACAGACCUCGGGACUUAUUUCCACUACUUUUGGGCGUGUAAUCUGAUUGCUGGAUACUG